Molecule: messenger RNA, 1669 nt
Organism: Phaethon lepturus (White-tailed tropicbird)
Lineage: Eukaryota; Metazoa; Chordata; Aves; Phaethontiformes; Phaethontidae
Product: protein-methionine sulfoxide oxidase MICAL2-like
Exons: 14
Biological process (GO): actin filament bundle assembly
Cellular component (GO): plasma membrane; actin cytoskeleton
Molecular function (GO): actin filament binding
Source: RefSeq, a predicted model, not a curated record
GUUGAAGGGAAAACUGAAGAAAAUGAGACUAACAAAAGACGUCGAAAAGGUCUUUUUGGUGUCUUCGAGGAGGCUUCAGGCUUUUCAGGCCAAGGGACAAAUGCUGGGAAAGAACAGAGCGAUGGCAGAGAAGGAGUGAACCAGAAUAAAGUUAAAUCAAUGGCAACCCAACUGUUGGCAAAAUUUGAAGAGAAUGCUCCAAAUACAAUUUUUCGGAGGCAGGAGCUAAUAGAUAGACCAGCCCUGCUCUCUUCUGACCCUCCUGUUAAUCCUCGCUUUGCUAAACCUAAGGAUCCAAGUCGUCUUCUACCUCAACCAAAAAGGCAGUUUCAGGUGGUAGCUAGCAAUGAACACGAGGUCAGGGAACCCAAACAGUCUUUAAAUGCUUCUGAUCAUAUGGCCAGGAGAGCAAGGACUGUCCAAAAACCAGAUACCCAGCCCAGUCUGUCAGAAACCUCUGAAAAUCUCGCAUCUGCCUGUUCUGCUGCAUUUGUACUUUCUGGAGUGCUUGAGCGUCUUCAGCACCUGGAAGAAAAAAUGAAACAGAAAAGAGCUCAGACCAUAGCAAAUAGGGAAUUCCAUAAAAAGAACAUUAAAGAGAAAGCAGCACAUCUCGCCUCAAUGUUUGGAUACAUGGAGUUUCCAAAGAAUAAGCUACCUACUAAAGGCUUAUCCCAUUCUCAGCCCCCAACUCCCUCUUGCCCUCCACCUCAUGAUUCAGCUGCUGCCUCUUCUGCAUCAUCUGUCGGUUCAGCUUCCCCUGCUGUUCCUUCUAGACAGAUUGCUUCAAUGGGUGGAGAACAGAAAUCAACCCACCUGAUGAAUUCUAAGAUGACUGUAGGGAAGGUCUCACGUGCAAUUGGAGCUGUGGCUGAAGUUCUUGUCAAUCUGUAUGUGAAUGAUCACAGACCCAAGCCACAGCUUCCCCUCCUUGAACUGAAGCGGUCUCUGGACAGAGCUACAGGUUCUUGCCCCAUUCCUCAUUCUCCAUCUCCUGCUUCCACGGCUCAGAGCUGUCAGGUAUUGAGAAGCAAAGGAUCUCUGCGAAAAGAAUUUCCUCAGUCUGUCGGGGGGAGUGACAUUUGUUAUUUCUGCAAAAAACGGGUAUAUGUUAUGGAGCGGCUGAGUGCAGAAGGCCACUUCUUUCAUAGGGAGUGCUUCAAGUGUGAAAUAUGUUCUACGACACUCCGUUUAGGAAUUUAUGCCUUUGAUGUUGAAGAAGGUAAAUUUUACUGUAAACCUCACUUUACGCACUGCAAAAUCAGUACUAAACACAGAAAGAGAAGAGCAACAUUACAGGUCCAGGGAAAGGAGGCAACAGAAGCAUGGAAGAAAGAGGAACCCAAGCCCCCAGAGACCACCACAGAAAGCACUUUGUCUACUGCUAGCAGUCCAGAGGACAGGUCCCCAGUCCAGUUCAUCAUUCCGGUGCUGCACCCGCUCACUGGCUGAAGCCUUUCUGCUCUCAGAGUCUUCCUAGCUCUUCCUGGCCAGUGAGGAUUCUGUCCUUCUAAAUCUUCUGUCUUCAUUUUACUUUAUAAUCUUAACUGAAUAUUUUUAUUAAGUAGUUUUUAACGCUGUAUUUAAAUUUUCACAUGGAAAUUUUGUAUUUUGCACACAGUGAAAAUUGUUUUAGCUUUAUUUAUGAUAUCUGCUGUAAACAAAAAUA